Molecule: messenger RNA, 1710 nt
Organism: Exophiala spinifera
Lineage: Eukaryota; Fungi; Ascomycota; Eurotiomycetes; Chaetothyriales; Herpotrichiellaceae
Exons: 2
Coding region: 1-1710 (569 amino acids)
Molecular function (GO): oxidoreductase activity, acting on the CH-CH group of donors
Source: RefSeq, a predicted model, not a curated record
AUGGGCAACUCACAGCAAUCUGAGCCUGUCGUCAUCGUGGGCAGCGGGCUGGCUGGCCUGGUCGCCGCUUACGAACUCACGCGCAAAAACAUGCCCGUCGUCAUCGUCGACCAGGAACCCGAGGGAAGUCUAGGCGGCCAAGCAUUCUGGAGUCUCGGUGGCAUCUUCUGCGUGAACUCGGCGGACCAGCGCUCCAAGGGCAUCAAAGAUUCCAGAGAACUGGCUCUGGCGGAUUGGAUGGGCACGGCGAAGUUUGAUCGCGAAAAGGAAGACUACUGGCCCAGAAAGUGGGCUAGGGCGUUUGUGGACUUCGCCACCGACGGGAUGGAGCCGUACCUCAAGAACCUGGGCGUCAAGUUUCUCCUGGUCGGAUGGGCGGAGAGAGGAGCUGGCGAUGCUGCAGGCCACGGCAACAGUGUACCACGGUUCCAUUUGACUUGGGGCACCGGGCCGCAGAUCGUGAGGGCGUUCAGUGAACCGGUCAGACGCGCCGAGAAGAAAGGUCUCGUCAAGUUCUUGUUCCGGAGGAAGGUCGACGAGCUGAUCGUCGAGGAUGGACGCGUCGUCGGUGUCAAGGGCAAAGUCCUCGCGGAUGUGAAAAAUGGCUGGGUGAGAGGGCAGGCGACGAACCGGGACGUGGUGGGAAAUUUCGAAGUCAGGGGGCGCGCUGUGGUUAUUUCGACCGGCGGCAUAGGUGGGAAUGUGGACAAGGUCAAAGAGAACUGGCCUGUCCACAGGCUUGGACCGCAGGUGCCGGGCCACUUCGUCGUGGGUGUGCCGGCGCAUGUCGAUGGAGAGAUGAUUGGAGUCGCGGAGAAGAAUGGUGCGAAUGUGGUCAACAUGGACAGAAUGUGGCAUUACACUGAAGGAUUGCACAAUUGGAACUCGAUCUGGCCAGCCCAUGGCAUCCGAGUCAUUCCAGGGCCGAGCUCGAUGUGGCUCGACGCAAAGGGCAAGAGAUUCCCACCAUUCUUAUACCCUGGAAGUGACACACUCGCAACCCUGAAGCACAUAGUGGCCACGGGGUCCGAUUAUUCCUGGUUCAUAUGCAACCGCAAGAUCGUGAGCAGGGAGUUUGCCUUGAGCGGCAGCGAGCAGAACUACGACCUGACGGAGAAGAGUUACAUACGGCUCCUGGAGAGGCUGUUUUCUAGUCUUGGGACGAGAGAGGUCCAGGCUUUCCUGAAGAAUGGCGAGGACUUUAUCGUGGAGAAAGAUUUGGAUAAGCUCGUCGAAGGGAUGAACAGGCUUGCCAAAGAAAGGGGCGGGCCGGAACUGGACCUUGAAAAAGUCAAGAAGGAGAUUGAACUGAGAGACAUGCAGGUCUCGAAUGAAUUCGGGAAGGAUGCACAAAUCAUGUUGAUCAGGAAUGCAAGAAACUAUGGACCCGACGGACGCAGAAUAGCGAAGCCGCAUCGGCUGCUCGACCCCAGUGCUGGACCGCUGGUUGCCGUGCGGAUGAACUUGCUCACGCGGAAGAGUCUCGGCGGCAUGGAGACGAAUCUCGACGGGAACGUCAUGAAGCCGGAUGGACAGCCGUUCAAAGGGUUGUAUGCUGCCGGUGAAUGUUGUGGGUUCGGCGGAGGUGGUGUGCAUGGGUAUAGCUCGCUCGAGGGGACGUUCCUGGGUGGAUGUGUUUUCACCGGACGGACAGUUGGGAGGGCGCUGGUUAAGGAGAUCCUGCCAAAAGUUAACGAAGCGAAGCUUUAG